Messenger RNA from Adineta steineri, 3135 nucleotides. NCBI's taxonomy places the organism in Eukaryota, Metazoa, Rotifera, Eurotatoria, Adinetida, Adinetidae. The record is from the annotation of a GenBank genome assembly.
AUGGCGACUGAUCUUGAUCUUUUUCUUUAUCCUAAUGAAAAUGGUUUUAUUGGAAAAAUAGCAUUAAAUACAACAGGUAAUGUUGCUAUCGAUAAAACUCUUCUAUCAGAAUCAAAGAUAUCUACCGUUGUUAUUCUCGAUCGUUCUGGUUCUAUGGGUAAUUCUGUUCCAAGAUUUGUUAAUGAAAUUUUACCAGGCAUUUUCAAAACACUUGGCUAUAAUAAAAAUGAUACAAUUAUAUUGAUUACAUUCGAUAGUACUCCUAAUUUAUAUAAAAUUCCAGCGAAUCAAUUAUCUAAAUUCAGUAUUAAAUGUCAAGGUCAAACCUUUAUGGCAACUGGUAUUUCUACUUUAACAAAAUUCAUUCGAGAUGAUAUACCCAAAGAUUGUCAUAGUUUACGAUUAUUAACAAUAUCCGAUGGAGAAGUUCAAGAUCCAGCUAAUGUACAAACUGAAGCAGCUCAAUUAGCUUUAUUAAUUAAAAAUGAGUUCACGAUUAAUUCUCAAGCUGUUCGUCUUUUCACUUCAUCAUCUCAACCCGAUACAAAAGCUGUUUCAAGUCUUUUACAAUUAAAUAAUGUCUCAAAUGUAAAUCUACUUGAUUUACAAACAAGUUUAACAAAUAUAGAAAUUAUUGCUACAAUUGCUAGUUUAUUUUCUAAUGAUUCAUUAAAUCAACAUGCGAUAUUAAAAUCUGAUGAAACUAUUUUAAAAAGUACACCAUGGCAAACUACUAUGAAUAAUACUCUAUCAUUAUUUCCAGGUGAGAAUUUAUUUUGGUUAAGUAAAUUACCCACAGGAAAUUUAAUUGUUGGUGAAACAAAUGUUAAAAUUCAUAUAAAAGAAGGAUUAACUGUUGAUACAUAUGAAAAUUUAUUGAAAACAAAAAUUGAAUAUUAUAUAAAUCAAUUAAGAAUUCUUAAAAUUGUUAAUACAAAUGAAUCGAAAAAUGAAAUUAAAGAUAUGAUGAAUUAUUUUCAAAAUAUGGAAAGUUCAUUAUUAACAAAUCAAGAUGAUGUGAAAAUACUUCUUAAUGAUUCUAGUUUACGUGCUCGUUUACAAUAUUUAAAAACAUCGAUUAUUCGUAAAAAGAAAUCAUUUGUUAUGCGAAUGUCUCAAAUUGCUAAUGAUGAUAAAGUUUCACAAUUGAAUUCUGCACAACAAGCUGACUAUUUACGUGCAGUUGAUAAUACUUCGAAAAAUGCUCGUGGUUUAGCACGACGUGCUGUUACACAGGGAUUAGAUUUUAAUGAAAUUCUUCGUAAAGAAGUACGAAUUAUGGCUGAACAUAUUCAUGAAUUACAAGAUAUUGAUGAUAAUAAUCAUUUAGUAUCAUUUUUUUCUCAAGAUACAACACUUGGUGGAAUUCGUACUGUUUGUGAAUUAGUUACGGAUAAUAUUCUAGAUGAUAUUGAUGCAAAUGAUAUUUUACGAAUGAUAAAUAUAGUUGGUGUAGGUUGUUCAGGUCCAAUUGGUGAAUUUCCUGAUCCGAUGACAUGGAGAGUUAAUGAAAUCUAUGUAGGUUGUUAUGUUAGUUUAUCCGAUGUUUUAACAGCUUUCAUGCAAUCACAAGGUCGAUCAUUACAAGCACCAGCUAUAAAUAAAGAUAUUACAAAUGUUAUUCCUAUUAUUGAAGAUGAACGUAUUGCAAAAUUUUUACAAAAAUAUGCACCGUCAUUAUUAGAAUAUACUUGUUCAAUUGGUAUGAGACGUCUAUUAGCAGAUGUUCCAAUGACUGCUGGUUAUACCAUUUGUGCUGGUGUUUGGAAAUUAAUUGAAGAUUUAAAUAUAAAUAAAUCCGAAAUACAUUUAAAAACUUUUAAUGAAGUAGUUAAAACAUAUGAAAUUGUUGUUGGUAAUUAUUUUCAACAUAUAAUGCCUUAUAUUAAACAACAACAAAAUAAUCAAUUAUCUUAUUAUAUUGCAAAUAAUGGAACAACAAAUAUGAUAAGUCCAUUUAUUAAAUUAUAUCGUGAAAAUGAUAUAACAAAAUUAGAACAAAUACCAAAGAUUUUACGAGCUUUAUAUACUUAUGAAAUUUGGCAAGCAAUUCGACGACAAUAUAAAAAUCGAGAUGAUUCAGAUCAAAUUGCACAAAAAAUGCUUGAUCAAUUAAUUGGACUUGAUUUAAAUAAAUAUAAAACAUCAUUACAACCAUCAUUUGAAGUUGAACCAUCAUUAAAUGAAAUACAAUUUCAUGAUCAAAUACAUACGGAUGAAAUAUAUUUAGAUGAAUUACUUCAAACAGUUUAUUAUGUUGAUUAUAUUACUUUAUUACCUAAAUAUAUAUCGGCUGUUAUUAAUAAUAAUAUUGAUAGUAUGAAAAAUAUUCCGUCAAUUAAUGAAAAAUUUAUUUGUGAAGAAUUACAAAUCAAUUAUGAUUUAAAAACGUUUAAAUUUUAUAAUGUUUUUCAAGCACUUGUAUAUACUAGUAAAGCUAGUCGUGUUGAUAGUGAUAAUGAAGUAAUGAAAAUGAUUGAUUUAGUUGAUGAACAAGCAGCGAAAAAAGUUGUACAAGAUUAUAUACGAAAACGAUUUGAAAAUCAAUAUGCAACUGAUUUAGCAUUAAAAGGACGUGCAGAACGUACAGAAUUAUCUACAAUUUUAGUUCAAUCAAUUCUACAAGCAACGGAUCAUGGUCAAGUAGUUCAACUAAUGCGAGAAGGUUUAACUCGUGGUAAAAUUCAAUUAGCUAUAGCAAAUUCUUCAAGUUUAGGAUUUAUUGAAUUAAAAAAUAAAUUAUUAGAUUUAAACGAAAACGUUCCACGACGUUUAGAUAUUAUUAAAAUAUUUUUAUUAGGAAGAGAUUAUAAACAAAAUGAUGAACCUGUUUGGAAUAAUGGAAAUGUUUUAUUUACACCUGAUUUACAUCAAUUUGAAAAUAUUUUCAAUACGUUAGGUUUUGACGCUGAAUGGGCAAAAAUAAAAGAAGAAUAUAUGAAACGUAAUUUACAUGUUUAUCGAGAUGGAUUUAAUCGACAUGGACAUGGUAAUACAAAACCAUCGUAUUGGGCAUAUGGAUAUAUGACAUUACAAAUGUACAAAGAUACCAUUUCACCCGAAGAAUUUCAAGAAUAUUGUAAAAUUCAUCAUGAUUGCUGCGGAGUUUCAUCAUUUUCCAGUCUAUUAACAUAA